AUGUUAGUUAACCUAGUACGAGCAGCUUUUCGAGAAUCUGUCGGCCCUUGCGGCCUCGGGGUCGAGGCGGACGCCCAGAACUGCGAAAACUUCAGUCUUGGAAUCUUCCGUGCCGUCGCAGCGGCGGUCAACCUUCUCCCCGCCACCGGGUGGGUAGUUGCAUGGGGAGAGGAGGUGUUGUCUCUCUUGCUGCAAAAGGGUACAAACAUGUACAAACUCCAGGGCGACGUGGAGCCCAGGGAAACAUGCAAUGAGACCGAGAGCUUCUUGGGCUGCAACUUCACCAUCAGCAACCUGAGGAGCCGGGCCAGCUCCAACAACACCAUCUUGGAAGGUUGCCCUCUGAUUCUGGACACAUUCCAGGAGCUCUUCCUCUACUGCAACCUGCUGAACGAAAGUCGGCUCGUGACCGCGACGACUUGCGGGACAGGCACCGCGCAGUUUGACCACCAGCUCGCGGCCUUCAAGACCUACAACGACACGUGCUCGCGUGCUGGCUGUGAAGAUAACACCGUGGGCAGACUCGCUUGCAGUGACCCGUGGCGUGGGACGACGCGUUUUGACCAACGCGCCACGGUGCAGUUCUUGGCUGAGCCAGGGGCCUGUGUUUACAUCAUCCAGCAGCCACACCGAGGGCUGGCAGACGAAGAGGAUGGUGACUUUGACCAGCUCCUAAUCACCAGCGCGGCAAGCUCCGCCAGCAGCCCAGCCAGCAGCCCAGCCAGCAGCCCAGCCAGCGGCCCAGCCAGCGGCCCAGCCAGCGGCCCGGCCAGCGGCCCGGCCAGCGGCCCACCUAGCGGCCCACCUAGCGGCCCACCUAGCGGCCCACCCAGCAGCCCACCAAGCUCACCAGGAGGCGUGGCGUUGGUGCAGAGCCAGGCUGUGCCGAGCCAGGCUUUGCAGAGCCAGGCUGUGCAGAGCCAGGCUGAGGCUGUGCAGAGCCAAGCUGGGCAGAGAACCAUGGAGGUGUUGACAAAGCUGGAUACUCUUCUGAAAGGCGCCGCUGAGCAGAAGAAGGCCUUGGAGAACCUGCAGAAAGAGGUCUCCACAUCAAGGCUCGCGAGGGCUGCCCCGGAAGAAGGACUCGCCGCCCACAUCCCACAUGGACGUGGUCACACCGCUGAAACCUCCGGCUUCGAGAUGUGCCUGGCGCAUCGCACUUCACCCAGAGUCCUUGCUCAGACGAGCCGCAGGGAGCAGUAUUCUCCAGAAUGCGACCCCACAAGCGCCAGCAGGGCGAUCCCAAUCUACAACCAUGGCUGGGACGGCUCCUACAGAGUGGCCUGCUGCGAGCAAGAUGGCUUGCACUGUGGUGGUUGCGAGGACGUUGCGGAAAAUGCUGGUUUUCCUGGCUCGUGCAGGACAUGCGCGGGUGGCUUUGUGCAGCUGGAGGAUGGCAGGUGCCAAGCAUGCAUGGACAUGGUGUCCUGGGAAAGUGCCGAUGGCGUCUCUUGCUUCGACUUGGACGACUCGUGCACGGACGAAAAGGUCAACGGAAUCUCCGCCUCGGAAGCCUGCUGCAAAUGUGGUGGCGGUCAUCGCGCAGCCACGGCUUUCGGCUAUUAUGUUGGAGCUGUGGUCAUAGGCACCUCGGCCUACUUAGGCCUGUGCCGUCGGCUCGAAGCACAGCGCUUCAUCCAGAUGUCAUGUGGAGGUGCCACAAGUGUCUUGGGAUACCCUGUCCCACGAACGGCAGCCCACUACUUCCUGAAUGACGACUGUGAACUUCUGGAGUAUGGGCUGACCGUGAGCGGCACUACCGGUGAGCUGAUGCUAGCGGAUGGGUGCAACACUGUUGGCUGCGGCUCUACCGAGCCUUUCUCUGUGACCUGCACUGUCACCGCGCAACAGAACAUCCAAAGCCCAUUGGACGAGAUCCAGGCGACUCCAAUAACUGGCGAUGUCGAGACCAUCAGCUGGUUCAAUGCGGCUCUGGAGGAGACGUUGGUGUUCACCGACAGCCAUUACAUCUUCACUUCGCUCGGGGGCUAUGACGAAGCUUGCAUCUAUGUGCGCGGCCAGAAUAAUGACAUGAAGACGACGCAGCCUCCGCAGGUGCAGUGGAGCAUCAAAGCACCCUUUGCCUCUACCGUCUAUCUUGACAUGUGGGACGGGCAAGAGGACCUGGGCUUUGCAAGUUGGCCAGACCGCUCCGCCUGGGUGCUGUCCUCGAUCGAUGGCGUCGCUAUUGAGACCACCACCACCACCACAACCAGCACCACCACAACCAGCACCACUACCACCACCACAACUACCACCACAACUACCACCACCUCCACCCUCGCCCCACCAACCGUCACAGCAGGUAUCAAACUGGCUGAGGUGGAUCGCUCACGAGCUAGGCUUGGGCCGGGUGCCGUGUACAAGCGGGACUACGAGGCCGGGGCGUCCAUCAGCCUGUACGGCAACGGCAUUGAGGGUGGUGAUACCGGCACCUUCUUGGUUUACGUUUGCCCCGUCGAACGCACUGCCACUGCCACAGCCGAGCUGACGGUGACGGCCCAUGAGGGCUUCUCCUACGGGUCAUCGCCGCUGAUCUUCUAUUCGGGUGAGACCUACGAGCCUGAGAGCCAGCAGGAUGGGACCUUUCAUGAUCUGGCUUGUGCGCCCAAAGAGGUGGCGGAUGCUCUGGCAGUAGAUCCAAGCACCGGCAAGCUGACGUGGGUCGAUGACUCCGCCAGCGGGGGUUUGACCUUUGAUGCAGAAGGCGACAAGACCUCGCUGAAUGGGACCGCCGGAGGCAUCUGUGAGCUGACCCAGGGCAGUUCCACGACUCGCUUUGUAGUGCUCAAGCCGAAGAUUUGGGAGUCUUUGGACUACGGCUACACUGGCACCCUCUACGCUAGCCUUGGCGAGGUCUCACCGACACUAAAGCCCCGUGGCCAGAGCGGACGGCUUGCGCCGACACGCUUUUCGGCACAGGUGCACGAGGAGGACUCCACCGACAAGACUGACUUCACCUUUGACAUCCUGACGGGUGAAUGCACGUACAAAGGCGUCGAGCUCUUCCUGCUGAACAUCGAGACAGGGGCCCUGACCCUAUCACCAGCGCUGGAGUUGGCGGACCUGCUAGAUGCUUCCUCGACGCGUGCGAGCCUGGUUCGGACCUUCACAAUCUUCGCCCACUAUGAGUGGCCACCUCUCCGCACUGGGCCAGUGCUGUUGCACAGCAUCACCAUGGACUUCCGCGACAACACCUGCUGGCCAAGUCAGACCCGAAGCUUCUCAGCACGAAGCACUUUCCAGGAGGGCAGCAUCUCGUCUGAGCAGGCCUGUAGGAGUCUGUGCCGAGCGAAAGCCGACUGCACCCACUACAAGUGGGACAGCGCGGAGUCGCAGUGCUAUGAGUACAGCCAGCGCUGCGAGGGGGACUGUGAGCACAGCGUUACGCUCUUCGCACGGAACCCCCAUUGUGGUGAGAGAACCUCCUGCAUCCUUCUGGACAUUGACUCCCUAUUCUACCUCUCCGGUGAGUACUGCCCUGCAGGGGAGAAUAAGGAGCCAGGCGGCCAGAUCUUUCUGAAGAACGGCCGCACGCAUGAGGAUUCGUUCUGGCUAACCGCCUAUGACGAGGACAGGAUCACGGGAUCGCAGUGCGAUGGUAAGGCCUGGAUGUUGCAGUCGCCUUCCGAAAGCGACUACCGCAACUUCUCUGCCUUCUACAUGGAGCUGCACGGAGAAGGCGUGGCUUGCCUGGCCGACAGCGACUUGGUGUCGAACAUCUUCAGCUCUUCGCCGCAAAGUUUCGAGCUGGCUCUCGCAGACUCGCAGACCAGCUACCCUGGCAACGCCCAGCUUGUGGUGCCAGGCUGUGGCGCUCCGAACCUGACCCUGGCCCAGAAGAUCCAGACGGAGGACGAGGAGGUGUCCGGGGAGGAGGCCAUGUUUGUCGAGAGGCUGGUGUUGGACAACCCUUCCACGGAGCUGGUCGCAGACCAUUGGCUGCACCCCUGCCAGUGCGUGCCUGAUUCAUGGGGCAACGACAGACCUGUCACACCCGAUGCCAUCGAAGAUGUUCCGGCUGGCAGCUCCAACAUGUUCACUCCUGCGCCGGAGACAAUUGUAGAAGGCGCCUUCGUCUGUGACCAGAAGUACUUGCUGAACGUUCGUGUGGCCCUGGACACCGAAACCGUUGAUGCAGAGUUUUGUGAGGAGAUGUGUGCCGAACAGCCCUUGUGCAAGUUCUUCUGGGCUGGCUCUGUUGGUUCCAGCAGCCAGUGCUGGUUCUACUGGGGCUGCGACACUCUCUACCGGCAGCUGGGCAUCAGUGGCAAGUUGCGGGCCUGGGAGAAAGAGUCGCAAGUUUGCAGGAUGUCGAAUGCAGAAGUGUGUUGGCGGACCACGAAGAGGCGCCAGUUCUUAGGUGCCUUCUUGUCCUCUGAUCCUUUCCUGCUGCCGGACUGCCUCCACCAGAAUCUCUACAUGCAGUGCGACCAAAAGCUCAUGCUGGGUGGUAGUGGGGUGGAAUCAUGUGGCCAAUGCAGGCACAUCAGAGUGGACGAGAACGGGGACUAUGCCGUGUCAACGCACCAGCUAGAGGCGGCUCCUGUGGCGGCCAUCUCGAUGCCAUCUGCAGCCCGCUCCGUAGAGGUCAUCAAGCAAGGGAUCGUUGAGGCGCUCAUCACGGAACUCGCCGUCUGGACUGAUGAUACCUCAGGCGACCCAGAGACUUUCGACAACUUAGGUGGCUUUGGCGAGGAGUGCUACUAUGUCCGUGGGCCGGAAGAGACUGGCCGGAGCUAUCCGGACAUACUUUGGACACUUGCUACACCUGUUCCGUCCUCCGUGUACCUGGAUUUCGUGGAUGGGGACACCGGCGAUUUUGAGGAUUGGGACGACCGCACGGCGUGGACACCGUCGCCUCAACAAGGUGCGACGACCGACACGGACGGCACCAAGACUGGGCCUGGCGAGGUGUACCAUCGCGUCUUUCCGGCUGGUGAGAUCAAGCUGGCUGCUGCUGGCCGAUACAUGGUCUGGAUUUGCCCAGGCGGCGCCCCUUCGGCUGUCGCGAGCCACGUACCAUCUGAAGGGGAAACAGCAGUUGAAUUGGUGUAUUGGUCUGACCAAGCUGUCGGAGAAGUGGCUUACACCGACCGUGGCUAUGCUUUCUCUACCCUCGGCGACUAUGCGGAGGGCUGUUACUAUGUGCGGGGGAAGAACUCCGAAGUCAUGAACACACCCUUCACAGAUGUGCAGUGGAGCAUCAAGGCCCCGUGGCCUUCCACCGUCUACCUGAGCAUGUAUCAAGAUCAGGACGACGACAUCUAUGGCUUUGCGAAGUGGUUCGAGCGGUCCUUGUGGACCCUGGAGUCGGGCUUUACGGGAGUCAAGGUUCAAAGCACAGGGCCAGGGAACGUGUACUCUCGCAUGUACGACGCCGCGGAGUUGAUAGAGCUUUUCGGCAACGACGGCAAUGGUCGAGGCACCUACCUCGUCUUUGUCUGCCCCAGGGAAGUCUCUGACGAGACAGAGCUUCCAGCACUGGCGCCAGACCAAGUGCUUGGGUCUGCCGCCGCCACAUCCAAGGCUGAGUGUCCCCACGGCUCCUAUGCCGUGGCGUGCACAACCUUUCCAGAGCAAGUGGCUUAUUCGCAUCUCCCGAGCUCCACCGGAUGCCGGACCUCCUCCAAUGACAUGACGGCUACCAUAGCAACUUGCUCCUUUGCAGGUGAAGUGACUAUUGAGACAUCGACUUGGACGAAGGGCUCUGUGGUGUCGGUGUCGUGUCCCGAUGGCACGCAGCCUACAGCAUGCACCUGCGAGGAAAACGAGGAUGUGGACUUGGUGAUCUGUGGUGGAGAGGUCUACUUUCAACCUUAUGAGUCGGUCUGCGCCAAGAGCCUGGGCGAGGCAGACUCUUCAACUGCGGUGGCAAAGGUCUCGGCGCACUGCCAGGCGCCCAGCACGCCUUCGGCCGGCAAGACCGUGCUGGGCUCCGUGUUCAACCAUGGUGACGUAUUGGUUGCAAGUUGCUGGACCGAACGGUACUAUUCCGUCGACGUCCAGGCGGAGCUUCGUUGCGUCGCAGGGCAUUGGCUGAACGCGGAGGGCACGCCUGGCUUGGUGAACUUCGAGUGCAGCUCUGGCAUCCAGGUUGUCACAUCCGUCUACCAAGACCUGGCCGACAAGACGCUGCAGGAGCUGUACUUUGCCUCCCGAUGGAGGUUGCAGGUUUUCCUGCAGAUCGGAGGGGCUCAGUUCUCCUUGGACACUUGCUUCGUGGCGGAACUCACCAAUUCAUCCAACACCUUGCGGCGGUUCCGUUCCUGCGAUGGGAGCCAAUGCCUGGAGGCGUCGGAGGCGUCCGUCCUCAGCCUGGAGACAUGCAGCGACUCAGCACAACAGCUCCUGACCGGCAACCAACUGAACGAGCUCCUCGCGCGGACGUACAAGGCAUCGGUGGGCUCAGAUGCCGUGGAAAGUACGCAGGACCCCUUGAACAGCGGUGGCAAGUACAGCCCAUUCGAUCUGGAGCUAUUCCUUGAUUGCGGCAACGGACAGGCGAUGAGGAUGCUGAGUUUCGGGCAGCCCAACCAAGAUGAUCCCACGGAUGCCAGCCAAGCGGUUCUGGGUAUGUCUGGCCGCUGCACUCUGGCAAACACGCGGGGCAACAUGACGAAGAAACGCCUAUCCCUGAGGGUGGGCAUCGAGAGCGAGGCGGAAGGCACCUGCAUGCAGCACGCUGCCUGCGAUGACAGCUCUGGCCUGGAUUGCCUCUCAGCCGUGCUAGCGGUCUGUGAUGGCUCCGCGGGGCAGCUCUUCUUCUGGGAGGGCGACAAACCAUAUUCCGAUGUGGAUGGCUCCGGUUCUGCUUUCCUAUACACAGAUGCAACGAAGGCGAGGCCCAUCUAUCGAGACAACGCAAUACUGGAGGUUGUACCCAGCGAUGAGGGCUUCCUUCGGAUUGGAACCGAAUCGGGCCUUCUGGCCGAGAGCACAUCCAGCUUAAGUGAUGAUUCGUUGCCAUCUUCGGAGGAACCGGACACAAAAUUCGUGUGGCACAUUCAGUCGGUCGCCAGCUCUGCGGACCUGGUCCUCACUUGCCCGAGCGGCGAGGUGAUGGUCGGCUUCUGGAAACAGGGCAUGGACAUUUGGUGGGCCUGCGACUCCGUGGUCGGUCUGGGCACAUGCGGUGAGAGAGUUUCAGUCCAGGAGCAGGAGGUCUACGAUUUGGACUUUCUGAGACUUCUUGAGGUGGACUGCGAAGAGGGCCACGUCAUGCAGUCGUUGCAGGCGGAAGUGGAUGCUGCAGGAAAGGCCAUGCGACUCAAGGCAACCUGUUGCUACCUCGCACAGCCUCCUGUGACCCUGCGGCCCUACUUCAGCUUCGAAGAUUCUGUGGACGAAACUGCGGGCAUCUAUUUUCCGACCGGGUUGGACAACUCUGGGCGGCCCAAGUUUCAGCAGUUCCUCAGCUUCGAGCCGUAUAUCCUCCCUGAAGAUGUCCCUCAACACACGGACACCCUAGCCUAUAACAGGUCUCAGGGCGAGUGGUGCGUCAGCACCAGCAGCGACGACUUCUGCUCCACCCCCACGGACAUUGUGCAUCCACUUGACUUGGGGGAGCAGGAGCUCGGUGCCAGCUGGAGAGUCAUGCAAAUCACGGACUUUGCCACGGUCUUCCAAGGCACCGGCGCGGGUGCCACGACCACUGCGAGGCCGAGCCCGGUGGAGCCACUGCCCCAGACGAAGCCGGCAGUCCUGCCUCCGCAGCCUCCGGAGCUCAAUGACCUCACCGCCCACACCCCUGAGUAUGAGGAGAUCUGCAAGGACCCCUCCACGCCUGGGACCGCCACCUAUUCACAAGCCACGAUGCACGAGGAAGCCUUGAAACUCGGAGAGGAGCACCCGUGCAGCUACGUUUGGAGUGACAAGCGGGAAAACCAGACGCACGCGGCGGCUGGCAUGUCUUGGUGGAACCGGGAAGAUGGCGAAGGCGGAGGACCGAGCCAAAUCCUGCAAGACAUCACCUACCGGUCCGUUAAAGAGUGCGCCGACCGCGAGAUCACAGCAGAGAGCAGGCAGAAUGAAGCAAACCGGGUGCUCGACGAAACGGAGCUAUGGGUAGACCAUGGUCUUGCCGGGGCUGAACACGUGGUUGACGCAGCGGUCCCAGAUCCAGUUCUGCUGGUGCCAUUUGUCGGUGGAGGCUUCAAAAUGGAAGGGGGAGGAAAGUUCGCAAACGCGUUUAAGUUCGCAAGAAUGUUCAAGGAGUUCAUCUUUCUGGUCACACGGCAAGAAACCGCCCGCAAAUACGGACGCGACAACACCAACGACUGCAGCUCCAUGCAGCAUGGGCUUGCUCGCCUGUUCUGCGACUUGUUCUGUGUGCGGGAUGCCGUGCUGAAGGGGGAUGCCGCGAUCUUGCAGACCCUCCAGAGUGCGGUCCAGACCAUGAAUCAGAAUCUCCAGGUGCUUUUCCAGACCUACCUGGGCGGGGGCGAUGCAAGCCUAUUGCAGCAGCAGCAGGAAGUCGUGGACGGCAUCGCCAGGAACUUUGUGGAGAUGAAGCGGAUGGCCUCGCAACGGCUGCACCCCGUGGCCGGCGCGGCCGCAAGCCGUAGCCUGGUGGACUUCAUCGGCCGCAUGGGAAGCCUCAAGCAGCAACUGCACAGGCAGCUGAAGGACAAUGCGACACUGGCACCAGCAAAGCGCCAGGGGGCCAACUUCACUGCUCACCUGAUGUCCAUGGCCCAGGAGGUGGGACGUUUGCAUGGCACCGUCAAAAUCGCCACGAACGCUCGAAAGCUUUCGGCGACGCAUGCGGUGGCAGACCACACCGCAGAGGCCGUGCAGGCGUUGGAUAGGGCGUGGAAGAGCAAGGUUCGCACUCUUGGCGUUUUCCGCCACGUCGCCUUUCGCAGCAAGCAGCGCCAGUCCUGGAUCCGUGCUUCGGGACAGAUCGAGCUGACAGAGGUCAUGGACCAGCUGAAGGAACAGGAGCUAAGGGCCGCGAUAGCCAGCACGGACCAGACAUGGUGGCAGUUGCGGCAGCACUUGGACUCCUACAUCGAUGCGAUGGACUCCUACUGGAAGACCUUCAAGUCUGCCAUCAACGUCGUGGACGACUACACUUCGUGCGCCCUCCCCUUCAACCUCUUGAAGUCGGCUUACCAGGGGCUGGCUCGGGCCAAUCGCCAGGCGGAGGCCGCUUUGAAGGAGACCUGGGUGAAGGCCAACCCUCUCGUGGGGCUUCUGGCAUCCCAGUUUGUGGACGCUGACAUGUUAACCCUCUUCGCGAAGCGGGAUCUCAGGGACGUGAAGGUGGAGAGCAUGGACCUGGCGAGUGUGACGAAGGGCCAGACUGCCCUGCAGCAGGAGACCAGGCACAAGCAGCUGUGCAACUCGGGAGCCAUGCUACGUCAAGAGCUCGAGACGACAAUCGGUGAAGCCUUGCAGAAAGGCUUGUUCGGUCAGAGCUUGGAACAACUGGACGCCAUCUUCUCCGAGAUGGAGAUGCUCCAGGCGAGGUUCCAAGUUGCGGACAUGGAGCCCCCGAACCAAGAUGUGAUCGAGGAUGCCCGGCAGCGCAUCGCGGGACUGGUGGAGGUUUCUAUGUCCAUCCACAACGCCACCAUUGAUGAUCUGAGCAGGCUGUGGCAGGCCACCCACUGCUGA
Messenger RNA from Symbiodinium natans, 9621 nucleotides. Lineage: Eukaryota; Dinophyceae; Suessiales; Symbiodiniaceae. The record is from the annotation of a GenBank genome assembly.